Messenger RNA from Penicillium expansum, 2268 nucleotides. Its product is annotated as putative diaminopropionate ammonia-lyase. The record is from RefSeq and is a predicted model, not a curated record. Gene Ontology annotation, molecular function: hydrolase activity. Bases 1 to 2268 code for a protein of 755 amino acids. NCBI's taxonomy places the organism in Eukaryota, Fungi, Ascomycota, Eurotiomycetes, Eurotiales, Aspergillaceae. The transcript has a single exon.
AUGUCAUCACGAAGGUCGAUCUACUUCAACCCCGCGGCUGCAAAUGAAAGCAUUGCCUCCCCGCAAAUCGAAGGCCUAACAGCAUUCCACCAAUCCUUCCCCAACUAUGCCCCAACUCCACUAGUCCAACUCCCAGAGCUCGCAGCCGAGCUAGGCGUUGGCCACAUCCUCGUGAAAGAUGAAAGCAACCGCUUCGGCCUACCGUCAUUCAAAGUUUUGGGCGCGUCAUGGGGUUGUUCCCGAGCGAUUGCAGCGCACCUCGGCCUGCCCUCUACGGUCUCGCUGGAUGAACUUUCAAGCCGAGCAAAAGAAUUCUCGAUUGUUUUGACGACAGCCUCGAUGGGAAACCAUGGACGGGCAGUUGCAUUUAUGGCUCGACUCCUCGGCAUCGAGGCGCGGAUCUUUGUUCCUCGGUCUUUGAACCAGUGGACUCGGGAUCUUAUCGCCGGGGAAGGGGCUCGGUUGGUUGUUGUUCAGGGCGACUAUGAUCAGGCCGUACAGGAGGCCGUCAAUGAGGCGCGUGUGGGACAAGGUGUACUUCUAAUCCAGGAUACGGCGUUUGAGGGGUAUGAGGAUGUUCCUACGUGGAUCGUGGAGGGCUACUCUACUAUGAUGCAUGAAGUCAAGAACGAACUUGCUCGGCUUGGUCUGGCGGGUAGUCUGAUGAUCACCCCUGCUGGUGUGGGUAGCCUUGCGCAUGCAGUCGCGAAGCACUGCAAGUCGCAGAGCCCGCCUAUAUCUGUCGUCGCUGUCGAGCCUGACACGGCUGCGUGUCUGUCUUCUAGCUUGACUGCUGGGAAACCAGUUACUGUCCAGACUUCUUCCACGAUCAUGGAUGGUAUGGACUGCGGCACAGUAUCUUCUACGGCCUGGCCUGAUAUGCAGCGUUUGGUUGAUGCUUGUGUCACCGUCUCAUCCUAUGAGAGCCAUAGCGCCGUGCAGUAUCUGACUUCCAAUUCCGUGGCAGCGGGGCCAUGUGGAGGUGCAUCAUUGGCUGCACUGCGACGGCUGGCUGUCUCAAAUGAGGCUGCGUCACUUCUGAACAAGGAUUCUGUGGUCAUUCUUCUCAGCACUGAGGGUGCACGCGAGUACCCAGUUCCAAAAGACGUCGCUGUUGACGAUGUCGUGGGACUAACUCAAACACUCACUCAAAUCAACUCUUCUAACCCAACCUUGUCUGUAACAGACGGGGUGGGUGAGACCGAAAUCGCAAACUACCUUGCUGCCUGGUUUGCCCAUCGGGACAUCGAGUACCACUGGAUUGAGAAGGUCGCUGGACGACCAUCCCUUGUGGGAGUCUUGCGAGGCAGCGGAGGUGGCAAGUCUCUCAUGUUCAAUGGUCACACAGACACCGUAAGUCUCUCCAGCUAUGAGGCAGAUCCCCUGUCCGGGUCUAUUGGAACCAAGAAUGGAAAAGAGGUUAUCUUUGGUCGAGGCUGCCUCGACAUGAAGGGAGGUUUGGCCGCAGGGUUAGCUGCCCUUGCAGCAACAAAAGCUAGUGGCCGCGUACCUCGGGGUGAUGUCAUUGUGGCUGCAGUAUCAGACGAAGAGGAUGCCUCACAGGGAACUCAGGAUAUCACCGAGGCUGGCUGGCGUGCUGAUGCUGCUGUACUUCCUGAGCCAACCCAAGGCGUGAUAUUUACCGCCCACAAAGGAUUUGUGUGGGUGGAGGUUGAUAUCUUGGGAGUUGCUGCGCACGGGUCCGAUCCUGUGUCAGGAGAAGAUGCCAUCAUGUAUGCCGGAUCCUUCUUGCAGGCUUUGGAGAAGUACCAAUCUCAGCUGCCAGUCGAUAAUCUCCUGGGUCAGGGUUCGCUACACUGUGGCUUAAUUCGGGGUGGCGAAGAGCCUUCCUCUUACCCAGAUAAGUGCACUAUCACUGUCGAAUUCCGCACUGUCCCAGCCCAAACGGAGCAGGCUAUCUUAGGAGAUAUCAGCGCGCUGCUGAAAGAGAUAGCGGAGCAGAAGGCUGGUUUCAAAUAUGCCGAGCCGCGCAUUACCAUGUCGCGCCCUACACAGAAGGUGGCAGCUGAUCAUCCGUUCGUGGAGAGGGCGAUUGCUUGUGCCUCUGCUGUGCUGGGGAGCAAACCUGCCGUUAAGGCUGGUCCGUUUUGGACUGAUGCGGCAUUGCUCGGUGCUGUUGGUAUCCCCUCAAUUGUGUAUGGCCCUGCAGGAGAGGGCCUUCAUGCUAAGGAGGAAUGGGUCGAGGUUGAGAGUCUUCAACAGUUUGAGAAAGUGUUUACUCGGCUUGUGCAAGACUUUUGUAAUUGA